Myxocyprinus asiaticus (Chinese sucker) is the source of this 487-nucleotide messenger RNA. RefSeq names its product APC11 anaphase promoting complex subunit 11 homolog (yeast) (gene anapc11). Gene Ontology annotation, biological process: anaphase-promoting complex-dependent catabolic process; positive regulation of mitotic metaphase/anaphase transition; protein ubiquitination. Gene Ontology annotation, cellular component: anaphase-promoting complex; nucleus. Lineage: Eukaryota; Metazoa; Chordata; Actinopteri; Cypriniformes; Catostomidae. The transcript has 4 exons. The coding region runs from base 69 to 335 and encodes 88 amino acids. The record is from RefSeq and is a predicted model, not a curated record. Gene Ontology annotation, molecular function: ubiquitin protein ligase activity; cullin family protein binding; zinc ion binding.
GCGUGGAAGAAGCUGAAGCUGUUUUGCGCGAAUCAGAUGGAGGAUGUGAUCAUACUUGUGGGGAGAAGAUGAAGGUAAAAAUUAAGCAGUGGAAUGGUGUGGCAUCCUGGUUGUGGGUGGCUAAUGAUGAAAACUGCGGCAUCUGCCGAGCACCAUUCAAUGGCUGCUGUCCAGAUUGUAAGGUUCCAGGAGACGACUGCCCACUGGUCUGGGGUCAGUGCUCUCAUUGUUUCCACAUGCACUGCAUCCUGAAGUGGCUGAACUCACAGCAGGUGCAGCAGCAGUGCCCCAUGUGCCGUCAGGAGUGGAAGUUUAAAGAGGGAGAAACUUCCUGAGGAGAUCGAGUACACAAACAGAUUGGUGCUUUUAUUUGUUUUUUGUUUGUUUUUACACAAUAAAAUGUGACAUCCUAAAGUACAGCUGUGAUUACAUAUCCUACCAAAUAAAAUACAGUAAAAUAAAAAUGACAUGGUAAGGCUUUGUGCUA